AUGGUAUCCAAAUUUCUAUCAAAUGUCUGGGAUUUAUGUACCAAAAGAUCCAUCAAAUGGCAAGUAAAUGGGAACACAUGGGUUGUGAUAACCGGCUCUACCGAUGGUAUUGGUCUCGAAUACGCCAAACAAUUUGCCAGAAAAGGCUAUAAUUUAUUGCUGAUGAGCCGAAGCGCCGCUAAAUUGGCAAAAGUAAGCCAUGAAAUACAGUCAAUGCACCCAAAAUGCCGGAUCAGAGGACUGGCCGUUGACUUCUCGCGCGCCGACAUCUAUGACACGAUCGCCGAAGAGUUGACAUCGUUGGGUGAAAUCGACGUUUUGGUGAACAAUGUGGGCAUCACUUACCCCAAUGAAUGUCCCGAAUAUUUUACACAAAUACCUAAUUUGAAACAAUUCAUCGACACAAUGAUCAACGUUAACGUAAUCUCCUGCACACGACUUAUGGCUUUAGUCAUACCGGGGAUGGAGUCGAGGGCUCGCGGAGUCAUUAUCAAUGUGUCCUCAUUUACGGCCAAUUUUCCCACACCUUUGUUGGCCUUAUAUUCGGCGACCAAAGUAUACAUCGAUUAUCUCUCGCGGGCUCUCAAUGAAGAGUAUAAAUCGAAAGGCAUUAUUAUUCAAAGCGUUUUGCCGUUUUAUGUCUCCACAAAAAUGACUAAAUAUAUCAAAACCUCACUCUUUAUACCAACUCCUGAACAAUAUGUGAGAAGUGCUCUCAAGACUGUGGCUCUUGAGUCCCAAACGGCCGGAACUUUUGGCCACAAGUUGAUCACAAAUGGUCAACGAAUUUGCAGCUAUUUAUUUGGCGUUAAUUUCUUAAUAAAAUUGGCUUUAAUUCACUUCCAGGAGAUUAGACGACGAUUUUAUGCCAACGAAGAUAUGACACAAUUUAAUUACAAACUAUUUUUGCCGACAAAACCAUAA
This is a messenger RNA of Medioppia subpectinata, 924 nucleotides long. Lineage: Eukaryota; Metazoa; Arthropoda; Arachnida; Sarcoptiformes; Oppiidae. The record is from the annotation of a GenBank genome assembly.